Messenger RNA from Eruca vesicaria subsp. sativa (arugula), 918 nucleotides. The record is from the annotation of a GenBank genome assembly. NCBI's taxonomy places the organism in Eukaryota, Viridiplantae, Streptophyta, Magnoliopsida, Brassicales, Brassicaceae.
AUGAAGAAAGGAGGGGAAGCAGGAGAGUAUCACUCAAAGGAUUUCGAAUGGGAGUUUGUGAAGAAUUUGGUAGAGAAUGAUCCAUCUCUCUCCCACCAUCUCCACCACCAACAUCAAGUAGAUUCCGCAUCCUCCUCCUCCUCUGAUUCGAAGCCAUGGCAGGAUUUCCACUCCCGUCACUCCUCAGGAAAGUUUUUCAAGGAAAGAAGGUAUCUGUUGAAGGAAUUUCCUGAGUUAGUUUCCUGUGGCAAAAACUCUAAACUCUUGGAAGUCGGUUGCGGUAACGGGAGCACUGUGCUUCCCAUUCUACGUUGUAGCACGAACAUUACUGUAUAUGCUUGCGAUUGUAGCAGUGAGGCUCUUAUUAAGACUAAAGAGAACAUUAAUCGCGCUAUUUCUACAGUUGAUAAAUUCCAUUCUUUCUCUUGUGACUUUUCAACGUCUGCAUUCCCAAAUUGGGUGGCGUGUCAUCAUUGUCGACACAACCAACAUUGCUACCAUUCAGGAGAGAAUGAAGAUACUUCUUUCAAUGAACAUUGCAUCGGUGGGAUGGAUUUUGUCACUCUGAUUUUCACAUUGUCGGCAGUGCCUAAAAAAAGGAUGCCGAGAGCUAUCAAAGAAUGCUUUGCUGUGCUGAAACCUGGUGGUCUGCUCUUGUUUAGAGAUUACGGCUUAUAUGACAUGACUAUGCUGCGGUUUAAGCCAGAGAAAUGUAUUGGGUUUAGGGAAUAUGUUCGGUCAGACGGAACCCUUUCCUAUUUCUUCUGUCUCGACACUGUUAGGAAACUAUUUACAGAUGCCGGAUUCAUCGAGGUCGAGCUUGAAAAUUGUUGUGUCAAAGCAGUAAACCGGAAAAAGAAUAAGAACAUGUACAGAGUUUGGGUUCAUGGGAAGUUCCAAAAGCCUUUACCAAAAUAA